AUCUCAUUUCUAUCGUGCAAGCACUCUCUAAAUCAAGCGCUUUAGCUUGGCACUUUAGUAUAUAAAUCAAGUGCCUUUAGUAGUUUUAAUAAUUUAUAUUCAUUACAAAUCUGGAUGAGUACUUAAUAACAUGGUGAACACGGGAGAUGUUUAUAUUGUAUCCGCUGCGCGCACAGCCAUUGGUAGCUUCAAUGGAUCACUUUCUAAAUUGAAAGCUUCCGAGCUUGGUAGUAUAGUUAUUAAAGAAGUAUUGAAGCGAAGCAAAGUAAAAAAUAGUGAUGUGGACGAAGUUAUUAUUGGUCAAAGCCUUACAGCUGGUCAGGGCCAAAACCCCGCAAGGCAAGCGGCGCUGCAAGCAGGACUUCCCAUUACUGUUCCCGCAUACAAUAUAAAUAUGCUUUGUGGUUCUGGUUUGAAAACUGUGGCCUUAGGUUACCAAUCUAUACGCGCUGGAGAUUCUAAAAUUGUAAUUUGUGGCGGCCAAGAGAGCAUGUCUAUGGCACCACACGUUAUUCAUUUACGAAAUGGUAUCAAAAUGGGUGCUGGUACAAUGUUAGAUACAAUGUUACAUGAUGGUCUAACCGAUGCUAUGCAUAACAUUCAUAUGGGUGUUACAGCCGAAAACUUAGUAAAACAGUAUAGUCUUACGCGGAGUGAACAAGAUGAAUAUGCAGUUCGUUCACAAAACUUAGCUGAAAAUGCUCAGAAAAAUGGUUUCUUCGAAAAGGAAAUAGUACCUGUUGAAAUGAAAACGCGUACUGGAACACAAAUUUUUGAUAAGGAUGAGUAUAUCAAAACUGGUACCACAAUGGAAUUAUUGAAAAAAUUAAAGCCUGUUUUUAUUGAUAAUGGAUCCGUCACAGCCGGAAAUGCAUCUGGCAUAAAUGAUGCUGCAGCGUUAGUGUUGUUAAUGUCCGGUGCUGAGGUAGAGGAACGAUCUAUUAAACCUAUGGCUAAAAUUGUUGCGUGGGCGCAAUCUGGAGUAGAACCUGAUGUAAUGGGUAUUGGACCCGUAACAGCGGUAGAAGCAGUGCUACUUAAGGCUGGAUGGUCAAAGGAAGAAGUAGAUCUAUUUGAAUUAAAUGAAGCAUUUGCCGGUCAAUCGAUUGCAGUAUUAAAGGGUCUAAACAUAAACUCCGACAAAGUCAAUGUUAACGGCGGCGCAAUCGCACUGGGCCAUCCGAUAGGUGCAUCUGGUUGUAGAAUUCUAGUCACGCUAUUGUAUGCCCUAGAAAGAUUAAACGUAAAAAAAGGUGUAGCUUCAUUGUGCAUUGGCGGCGGCAUGGGUAUCGCUAUGGCUAUUGAACGUGUUUAGAGUAAAUCUUAUAAUUUACAACCCACAAACAUACAUACAAUCGUAUUCAUAUCUACAAAGUACUACUAUAUAAACAUACAUACAUACAUUUGUAUGCACAUAUGUAUGUACAAUUAUGUCAAAAUAUUUUCAAAUGCAAAUGUCGACUGCAACAACAGUCGGUGUUAAGUGUCAAAUGUUACCAAACUUGUUUGUAAAGUUAUUUCUAAAAAAUCACUGAAUAAUAAAGAGAAAGCAUACAUAAGCACAUACUUACUUACAUCAUGUGCACACAUGCAUGUAUGAAGAUAUAUGCAACCAUA
Molecule: messenger RNA, 1617 nt
Organism: Rhagoletis pomonella (apple maggot)
Lineage: Eukaryota; Metazoa; Arthropoda; Insecta; Diptera; Tephritidae
Gene: Acat2
Product: acetyl-CoA acetyltransferase, cytosolic
Exons: 6
Coding region: 131-1315 (394 amino acids)
Biological process (GO): fatty acid beta-oxidation
Molecular function (GO): acetyl-CoA C-acetyltransferase activity
Source: RefSeq, a predicted model, not a curated record